AUUAAGUCCUUAAAGGAUGAGGAUAAAUUAGAAUCUUUUGAUGUGAAAGAUGGAGGAAGAUUGUACUUAAACGACUUAGGUAGGGUUCUAUAUUGUUACAGGACAAUCAUACAUGUACAUGUGCUUCAGAACUGUAAUGCUUAAAAUCUAAUGAAACAUGUACAAAAAUUAUAUAGUAUUAUAGUACAUGUACAUCCUAAAAAUACAUAAAUUUAUUUAAAUUAGUAUUGUCUUUUGUUUAGUCCAUUUAAAUGAAACCUUCAGGUGUAGUAUGUAUUUUUAAAUGGUUCGUUUUUAAUAUUACAUGUAUGUUUUGAAAUCAUACAAUUAACGAAGUUUGGGAUUACAUAAAUUUAUGUAUUUCUUCUUCUUAAUUAAAGUAAAGUGGUUUUUGCACCACACAACAAAACACAUAAUUUGUUACUUUGAUUUAAUCCUCAGGUCCUCAGAUAAGCUGGAAAAUAUAUGGUAAGAACUUUUUGUUAGAAUUAUUUGUGUGGAAAUUAUGUUUAAAGGUUACAAGUAUGGUACAAUAAGGUUUCAUCUUUUUGGUGUAAAUCAAGGGUAAUUUUUUUUAUACAUGUAUGCCUGCAUAAAUGUUGAAUAAUUUGUACAAAGAAUGGUUGUUGUAGGUAAGAUCUUUUGUUAGUUUAACCAGUACUUGACCUAUUCCCCUGUCUGCUGUGGGUUCAGAAAACAGAUUUUACCAACAUUAUAAUUUUAUACCUGCCUUACUGGUGCCACAUAACCAGAGACAGGGGCGGAUCUAGGGGGAGGGUGCAGGGGGUGCGCACCCCUCCCCCUCCCCCUGAGAUGACCUGCGGUUUUCUAAUACAACUGGUAUUCUGUUUAUUGGUGUUGAAGUAGAGCAAGAGACGAGUGCACCCCCUCCUAAAAAAAAUCCUGGAUCCACCCCUGAGAGAUGAGGCUAUGCAAUUUUACACUAUAAUAGUGAAACCUUUAAAGUGGACCCAAUAAUUUGAUUGACCAGGCCCCAGUUGUUUAAAUGCUAUGGAGUGCUAUCCAGUGGAUAAAUCACUAUUCAGUGGAUAAGUAUUAGGGGAAACCAAUGGAAAGAGAUUAUUAUUUUUACAUGUACCCACCGGAUAGUGUUGUCCACCUUUUAAAACCAGGGCCAGGUGUUGACCAACUACCAAGUGUCAGUACAGUGAUUAGUCCUAAACUUAUUUCUGCAAAAAAAACCUGCCUUCAGUGGACAUGUACCUCUUUCUCACCACCAAAGCCCCUCCCGCUCCUCCCCGCUCCUCCCCUCCCCUCCCCUCCCCUCCCCUGAGUAUUUGCCUGCACAUUAAUUAUUGUGAUAUGCAAGUGGCAAAGUGUCAUACAUGAGCCAGAAACAUGCAUGACCUUGGACUCUCAGAGUUUCUUUACUUGUGGGCUAAAUAUUGAAGAGCAAAAGGUGCAGUACUCAUCAUUACCUUCUUUUGUAUAAUUUAUAGGUAUUUUUGGCUGAGUAUGCUAGUCUCCUCAUUUUUUAUGUGCUCCUGUACCCUUGUCCUUCUAUUGUCUACAGUGCAGCAGCAGCAAGCAAACCUUAUGCUCCUGUUGCAGCGUGCAAAGAAAGUAGUGUCCGAUAGCAUUGGGCUAGUGAAUUUUGCUAUCAGGCUAGUGAAUUCUGUUUUUAACUUGCCCAACAGGCAAGUGAUGUGUUAUAAGGAAUUUGAAUAACAGAAGUACUGUGAAAUCAAUUCUGCUGGUCAAAAAGUUUUUGGGGCUAGUUGAAAUGACGUCCAGGCUAGUAAAUGCUGGCUUCAGCUUGCCCGAAUGACAAGCUGUAAAAAAGAUUCUCUUUGCACCCUGUGUUGUGCAGUAAAUUUACAUGUUUUAAACUCGUUUUGUAGAUUUAUGGCUGGUUUUAUAAACUCCAUUGGGUAUUGUGGGAUGUUACACUGCUGCCUGGUUGGCUCAGUUGAAUGCACGAGUACCGGUCCGCCAAGUGGGAAAUGGCAGGUUAAACCCCCGACCAGACCACCAAUCAGGAUAUUAAAAAAAAAACUGGCAAGAUUAUGAUGACUGUGAUCUAUAAAAUUUCUUAUUAUUGUACAUGUAAGAUCUUGCCUUAGUUCAGAUGAUUGGGCCAUUAUGUAGCUUGAUGUUUAAAGCCAUUGGCCAUGUCUCCUUCAUGCUUCCUUAGUUAUAAGAAUGCAAAAAAAAGUCCCACAGUGCUUUUUGGAAAGAGAAGGGGACAUAGACCCCAUUGGUGUGGUCUAUCUUUCAUUUGAGGGAGGAGAACUGUGACAGGACCGCAGUACCUGCUUUUCGCUGUUAGAGCUGCCCUGUCAAGUACUGGAGUUAAUAAUCUAUUAAAUUCUUAAAAUUACUUGAUACAUACUGCCCUAUGCAUUCGUUAUGCAGUCUUUCAUGCUGUAGAUGUACAAACGUCAUCAUUUCCAGUAUAUUGUGUAUGUUACAGGUUAAAAUUAAAUUCAGGUUAAAAUUUUUUCACCAAGGUUGAUUCUCAAUUUCGUUUGUCUCCUAACCAUAAUUUAUUCAAUCAUGAGUUAGAGCUAGAAAACAAAGGAAAGUGCGAAUCAACCUAGGUUAAAAAAUUUAAACCUGAAUUUAAUUUUAACCUGUAACAUGUUUGCAUGUCCUAAACCUUGUUUCAGUAUUGCGGCAGCUUGUUGGGCAGGACAUUUUGCAAAACGACUGUUGGAGACUUUAUUUGUUCAUCGAUUCUCCCAUGCGACCAUGCCUUUGUUCAACAUUUUCAAGGUACAUUGUAUCGUGCAUGCUCCGUUUUGAAGGAACUGGUUAGCUUGAAUGCAUGUAUGCGCGAUGGUGUUCUAUGAACGUUUAUGUUCUGGAGUGUUAUACAUUGUACUGUCUUGUACUGGUGUUUUAGCUUUAGCAAUAGUCACAGUUUUUAAUAAUAGUUUUUUUUAUCACUGCUGGAAGUGAAAAAAAAACAAAACCGAAAAAGCGUGAGAAAUGUAUGUAGCAAAUGACUCUAAUAUACGUAACCUGGUCAAAUCUUUGUUCAACUUAGUGUAUCUACAUCUAUUCCAUUCAUGAGCUUGUUCUGUACAGUGUGUAUUUGAUGCAAUUUUCUCUUUUCUUUUCAUUCUCUGCUUGGAUUCUAAAGAACUGUGCUUAUUACGGGUAAGAUAAUUAUUUUAUAAUUAUUAUUUGCCUAUACUUGCUAAAAACCUUUAAAAGUCAAAACUGUUGUCCCAUUAAAUCAAGAGGGAAAACAAUUCACGUUGAUGGUGCUGAUAGUUUCUUGCUGUCAGUGUAUUUAAUGUAAUAGUUUGAGCUGUACAUGUUUUUUCCUUCCUUUUUGAUUUUCAAUUUUAUUAUUGGUUAAAACAUCCAAGACUAUUAGAACUCCCUGAAAGUGGUGAUCAAGAUUUCAUGUUUGUCCCAUAAAAGCAAACUCCAAUAAGUAACAACUACCCGGUAAAAUUAAAGGCGGCCCAAAUGUCAACCCAUAAAGACAUGCAAAUACAAUGUCUGUUGCACCUAACAGGCUUUUAUCUUUGUCAAUUGGUCUUUUUUUACAGAGGUUAUGGUGUCCUUGUCAGUUAUUUUGUCAAUCAUCGAUUUUAUACACCACCAAGUAUGUAGGUUGACAUUUAAAUUAAGCAAUUUGGGCACGGUUGAAAUUUCGCAUUUCAUUUGAAGCCAAUUCUAUGCUUGUGAGAAAAAACCUAAUUUUCUCACUCAUUUUUGUGCAAACUGAUAACAAAGGAAAGAUGACCACAUACUUGUUACUUGAAUGCAUGUCAAAACUGUCUUUUUUGUAUAAUUAUGCCCUAUUUUUUUGUCAUGUUCUGCUUGUACAUAAACAUUUAGGCAAAAAGAAGAAUGAAAAACUGGAUUUACAUUUAUGUGACUAAGUCAUUACAUUGAACGUUGUUGGAAUAAUAUUAUUGUGUUGACUUUUUUCAAAGCUACAAACCAUUGAUUUUGAUUAUUAAUAAGUCUUUUUGUGACUGAGGCAUUGUCAAACUCUGCAUUUGCAAUUAUUUGAACAUUUUUUUUUUACUUUUAACUCAAACAUUUUUCUUGUAAUUUAUUUAGUGUUUGGUGAUGCCCAGGUGUAUACAGGCCUAGCUCUGUUCUUGGUAAGUUAAAAUAAUAUUUUGAAUGCAUUUUCAAAAAUUAUGUGGAUAGUAACUCCUUUAAAACCAUUAGAAAUUAACCUGUGUCUGAAAAUAAUCUGAAUUGGAUAUUACUGGAUAAGAUUAUCAUGGUAAAUGGUUUAUAAUCCCUUUGUUUGACUGUUUUUUUUUUAAGUUUAACAAGUAUGGCAACUUUGUCAUCCAUUGUGCUUUGCGGGAUUUGAGGCCUCCAGGUAAGCCACACUUGCUCUGUUGUUAUGGUAACCAGUUUUUGACAUAG
Molecule: messenger RNA, 4365 nt
Organism: Porites evermanni
Lineage: Eukaryota; Metazoa; Cnidaria; Anthozoa; Scleractinia; Poritidae
Source: the annotation of a GenBank genome assembly